Molecule: messenger RNA, 2246 nt
Organism: Struthio camelus australis
Lineage: Eukaryota; Metazoa; Chordata; Aves; Struthioniformes; Struthionidae
Source: RefSeq, a predicted model, not a curated record
CCUAUUUUAAGCAGUGGCCGCGGGUCCUAAUACUUUACUUUUGAGAAGGGUUUUCUUUUUUCUUUCAUUUUUUGUUGGCAGCUGGAUAGACCUGCCUUCUUAAAAUGGUUGUGAAUUGGUAGGAAUGUGUUACCAAAUGUCACUGCUUUCUCCUUAGCAUUGAUCAGUUACUGCUGUCUACUAAGUAAUACGGUAGAGAUAGAUUUUAAGGUAUUUGAGGAUGAAGUGAUUUUUAUGGACCAGUUUGUGAAAGAAGCAUCAGUAAUAGCUUCUGGGGUAGAAGAGGCCUUUGAAGCUGCCUCACUGCAGUCCCAGUACGGAUUAUAGGGUAUAGUCUGACCAAAAUUCACUAAGCAGAUAAAAAUCGAUGAUUUCUGUGCAAAUGGAAUGUUUCUUUGAAACCACUAUUUUAGAAAUGCAACAUCAAGAUUUUAGUCUUGGUUACUGUAAACUAUGCUGACCCAGACUGUUAUUUUAUAGAUCUCUGAAAGUUCCUUAUUCUUUACAUUGCACAAAAGAAAAUUUGCUCUUUUGUAGCUGUUGCAAAUCAUUUGUGGAAUAUAUAGUUGUGUGGCCCAUUUGCGUCAGUGAAUUAAAGAUACAGGAACACGUGGGGUACUGAGGGGUAUGUGGGUUUUGCAAAGGAAGUAUGUUCCAAUGAAAGAUGGAAGUAAUCUGGCAGACUUUUGGGGAAGUAAGAAGGGAAGAGAAGAAAAAAGCUGAUGAAAAGAAAGGACCAUAAAGCUUAAUUUCCAUUUAAUUGGCUUACAUUCAGAAUGCAUACAGUAUGCUGGUAAUUUAUAACAUCCUAGCUAUUAAUGUUUUAAUAGGGAUACUGAAUUGUAACUUAUAAUUUCAUAAAUUGUAAUUCAGUUCUGUUGUAGUGUAAUUUACACUUACUUUUAACUAUGAAUUCUGUAUAUUUUGAGUCUCAUUUAAAAAAAAAAAAGAAGAAGAAUGUGAACUAGGAUUUGGUGGCUUUUUUUUUUUUUUCCUUCCUUCCCAGGUGUCAUGGAAAAACUUGGUCUUGGUCCAGAAGUCCUUUUGCAAGAGAAUCCCAGACUCGUCUAUGCUAGACUCACUGGAUUUGGCCAGAUGGGAAAAUAUGCCAAGUCUGCAGGCCAUGACAUCAAUUAUUUGGCAUUAUCAGGUGUGUUGUCAAAGCUGGGUAGAAAAGGUGAAAAUCCUUAUGCACCUGUAAACCUUCUGGCUGAUUUUGCUGGUGGAGGUGUCAUGUGUGCAAUGGGUAUUAUUGUAGCCCUAUAUGAACGUACCAAAUCUGGCAAAGGGCAGAUCGUUGAUGCGAGUAUGGUAGAAGGAGUGGCCUACCUAAGUUCUUUUCUGUGGAAAUCACAAAAUAUAGGACUUUGGAACAGACCCCGAGGUGAGAACUUACUAGAUAGCGGUGCUCCUUUUUAUGAAACCUACAAGACCUCCGAUGGAAAAUACAUGGCCGUUGGUGCCAUUGAGCCUCAAUUCUAUGAGCAGUUAAUAAAGGGUCUUGGACUAGAUUCAAAUAAACUUCCUAGUCAGUUGAGUUUCUCGGACUGGCCCAAAAUGAAGAAAAUGUUUGCAUCCAUAUUUGCACAGAAGACACAAACUGAAUGGUGCAGCAUAUUUGAUGGCACUGAUGCCUGUGUGACCCCUGUUUUAUCCUUUGAUGAUGCUGCAUCGCAUCAGCAUAACAAACAAAGACGUUCUUUUAUCAAAAAUGAUCAGGAAGAGAUAAGUCCUAGACCUGCUCCUGUUCUUUCACGGACCCCUGCUGUUCCAUCUUUUGCAAGAGAUCCUUUUAUAGGAGAACACACAGAAGAGAUCCUUCUAGAAUAUGGAUUUACUAAGCAAGAGAUUGCUAAGCUUCAUUCUGAUAAAGUAAUAGAAUUCAGUAAACCAAAAGCUAAUUUAUAAUCUGUAGCUAUGCAAAUCAGAAGAAUUUCAGGCUGAUGCAGUAAGAUUUUAACGCAUUAAAACUGAAUUACAUGACAAAUAAAUGUUGGUAUGGUAUUGCUUUUAAAUGAAUGAAGUUUUAAAUGUAAUUGGAAACAGUGGGAGUUAAGUACCUGUAUACCUGGUUGGCUUGCACUGGAGUACACAGACUGUGUUCCUAAUAAGUCUAGAAUGUUAUUGAAAUUGUGUUCUGAAGAGCUACACUGUUACCUAAGCAGAUGUAAAUGCUCAUAAUGUUUUUUUAAAUAGCAUAUCCUGUGAAAUGUUUGUUUCUUUUAAUUCUUAGUUGCACUAUUGCA